Funneliformis geosporum is the source of this 2802-nucleotide messenger RNA. Lineage: Eukaryota; Fungi; Glomeromycota; Glomeromycetes; Glomerales; Glomeraceae. The record is from the annotation of a GenBank genome assembly.
AUGUGGCAAAGAAUUCUAAAUACAUCAUCAACGUCGACUCUCGUAUCAAAACACCCAGAAUCAAAUAAUAAAUUAGAGAGCAGUAAACCAAUGUUAAAGAAGGCUAUUUCCAUGGAUUCUCUACAUAAAAAACCUGUAUAUUUCAAAAAGAGAAACGGUAGUCUUGACACAAAUGUAUUAAGUCAAAAUUAUUGGUUGACAAACGAAAAGAAAUCCUCCACAAGUGAUCAUUCGACAAGUUCACAGGAUGAGACUUAUGUGGUCGCUUUGAUUGGAAAACCGUCUGUUGGAAAAUCAACAAUCGUGCGAACAGGUUUGAAUAACCUGGCCCCAAUAACAAAUGUCGGCACGGAAACAAAUAUUUUACAUGUUCCAACAUUAAUAACAGAAAUUGAUGUCGAUGACCAUGCAUAUCCUGUUGAAGUGCUAGAAGUUCAAGAGAAUGUUUUCGACAUGAAAGCUCCUCCAGUUAGAUGGCCAAUAGAACUUCCCGAGAUUGAUGGGAUUCUAGUUUGUUAUGACGUCACAUCACGUGCAUCGAUAUCGAACAUCGAAUGGCUUCUAAAUGCAUUCAAAGAAUUUCAAAUCCCAACAAUAUUGGUCGCUUGCAAAGCAGACUGUGAAUCAUCAAAACGACAAGUUGAAACAUCAUUCGGUUCAAAUCUUGGUGAUCUAUUUAAUGUUGGUUUCAUUGAAUUGGACACGAGAUCGGAUGCCGGAAUACAGAAAAUUCAUAACGUAUUCUCAAUGUUACUUAGAUUAUCGAUACGGCAUCGAGGAUUCUCUCGACAAAGUCACGUUAAAGGAGCCGACUCAUCAUCAGACUCAUUAUUUUUAUACAGCGUAAGCAGUGAUGCUGAAUCAGAAAAGGCAUCAUUAAGUCACAGAAGAACGUCAAGUGACUUAAGUCAUGAGUCAAGGGGACGAAGAAAGUUUUCGAAUUUAUCAGCGGUUCGUUUUAUGGGAAAUCGAUAUGGUAAUCGUUUCGGAACCGCUAAAGUUAAUUCGCGGAAAUCGCGAUCCCCCUUAAACAGGCUAAGUAGUGAUGAUGAAGCAAUAACGCCGCCGCAAACGCCUCCGACACAUUCAAUAUUAUCUCAAGUUUCGCUACCUCCAGUUCCUGUAUCUCCAAGCAAACAUCACCACCCCGAAAGGAAUUCUCAUCGACGAUCUAUUUUACCUUCAUCGAAUCUAUUACAAGUGGUGGAGGUUGAAGAAGAAAAGGAUGUGGUCUCUGUGAGGUCUGCAAAUAGUAGAAUCUCAACUGCAAGUUAUGAUUCUACUUUAAGUUCGAUCAGUGGAAGAAGUGAAAAUUCUUUAAAUAUGGAAAGUUUCUUUAUCAAUGAUAUUUUAGAAAAGGGACCAAACAAGUGUACUGGAAAUCGAACGGAUGGUAUGACUAUCGACGAAUUGAUUCAUCGAUUAACUGUUGGAGGUCAAUAUGGUACACACGAUGAUCCAUUUACGAUCACCUUCUUUGUUAUUUACCGAACCUUCAUGAGACCUCGAGAUGUUUUGGUCAAGUUGAUUCAAAGAUUUUAUGAAUGUGAAAAAGAUAUUAGAGAUAAUCGGAAUAAAACUCAUGAAAAAAUAUGUAACCUAUUGUUUACUUGGAUAACUCAUCAUCCAAACGAUAUGAUUCAUCCUCAUACACGGAAGAUGUUGCGCCAGUUCUUUGGCAAAAUUUCAACGUGCUCUCAUCUUUCGUACUAUGCUGUAUAUCUUGACCCCUUAGUUAAUGGAACAAUACCUGGAGAUGAUCCAGACUCUAUAUGGGGAUUUAGCGAUGUUGAUGAUGAUGAGAUUGCCAGGGAAGGGGAGGAAAACCGUAAUGGGGACAGUAAUAAACCAUCCUCUAAAAAAGACAGUGGUUUCGGUAGCUUGUUCAAUGACAAUCCAGACGAUUAUCAAACGGAAUUAACCGCAGCAUCUCUUGCAUAUCCUUAUCGUCCGAGUCUUUCAAAGCACCGCAAAGCUUCUUUAAUUAUUGUAAAUAACGGUUCAGCCGGAAGGCCGAUAUGUCAAUUGCCAUUCGAAGAAUUUCCUGAAAAGACAAUUGCAAAUGAGCUAACCUAUCAAGAGUUCCAACUUUUCAAAAAAAUUACGGCAAGAGACUUGUUGAGACACAUUUGGUCGCCACAAGGAAGUCCACAGCGUGAAAAUGGUAGAGUUGCUCAAUCCAUUAAACAUUUCAAUUUUAUUUCAAAUUGGGUUUCUACAAUAAUUUUAUCUCAAGAUAAAUUGAAAAAUCGCGCAUCGAUGUUGAAAAAGUUCAUGAAAGUCGCAGUGAUUGUUAGAGAAUCCAAUAACUAUAAUACUUUAAUGGCAAUUAUUGCUGCGAUCAAUUCUGCGCCAAUCUCACGACUUCGUCGUACACGCGAAAUUAUAAAAGGAAAAUCGACAUAUAAAAAAUUUCAUAAUCUGGAAGUUUUAAUGUCAACGGACAAGUCAUUUGGUAAUUAUCGUAUGGCGUUGAAGGCACCUUCAAGGGGAAAUGACGAACAAUUAGGGAUACCUUAUCUCGGUAUUCAUUUGCAGGACUUAUUGUCUAUCGGAGAGGGGAAUAGGAAUUUUCAGGAAGAUGGCAGAGUUCAUUGGAACAAGUUCUCACUAAUGGGUUGUGUCAUCAACAUGAUCCGAAAGUUUCAAAAGAAAUCUUAUGAUAUUAAGAACAAUAAAUUCAUUGAAAAAUUUAUUGCUGACACAUUGGUGAUGAGCGAUGAUGACCUAUAUAAUAGGUCAUUGGAUCUUGAACCUCGAAUUCAAAGGUCUUCUAGUACAAGUAGAGUACGAAGGAAGUAG